AUGGCUUCAUUUCUUAAAACUCCAGUCAUUAUUUUAGUUUUGUUUUUAUACUUACAUGAAAAGGUACUAUGUUCAAUAAAUGAAAAUGAAAAUGAAACUAUAAGUCAAUAUGAAAAUCAAAAUGAAAAUGUUAAUCAAACAUUAAAUGGAUAUGACAAUAUCGAUCAAUUAAAAUUCAUGAUUGGAAAUGAUGAACUACACAAAAAUUUAACAAUAUUAGAAAAAUUAAUUUUAGAGUCUUUAGAAAAGGAUAAAUUAAAAUAUCCUGUCCUUAAACAAGAAAUUGAACAGUUUUUAGACAUAUCAAAAUUUAAAAAAAAAAAUAUUACAGAUACGAAUGAUGAAACGUAUAUUAUACCUACAGUACAAUCCAAUUUUGACGAUAUUGUAAAAUAUGAACAUUUUAUUAAAAGACAAUUAAUAGAAAUUUAUAAUUCGGAUAUUUCAGAUAUAAUUAAGAAAAAAAUAUUUAUUGUAAGAACAUUGAAAACCAUAAAAUUAAUGCUUAUACCAUUAAAUUCGUAUAAACAAAAUAAUGAUUUAAAAACUGCACUCGAAGAAUUAAAUAAUGUAUUUAUAUCCAAAGAUAAUGAAGAGAAAACAAUUAGUCCAAUAGGUGAUCCAGUGACAUUUUUUAGGAAUUUAUUAUUUCGUGUUUAUGAUAUUAAACAGUCACACGAAAUACAAAAUAAAGCUGAUGCUAUUAUACUAGGAGAUAAUAAAAUAGAUGUAAUGGAUUCAAAUGAUUUCUUUUUUACUACCAAUUCUAAUGUAAAUUUUAUGGAAACAUUAGAUGAUAUAACAAAUCAAUAUGGAUUGGGCUUAAUUAAUCAUUUGGGUUCUCAUCUAAUAG
Plasmodium gaboni is the source of this 853-nucleotide messenger RNA. Its product is annotated as cytoadherence linked asexual protein 3.2. The transcript has a single exon. NCBI's taxonomy places the organism in Eukaryota, Apicomplexa, Aconoidasida, Haemosporida, Plasmodiidae. The annotation marks the transcript as partial. The record is from RefSeq and is a predicted model, not a curated record. Gene Ontology annotation, biological process: adhesion of symbiont to microvasculature.